Messenger RNA from Baudoinia panamericana UAMH 10762, 1593 nucleotides. RefSeq lists its product as uncharacterized. Gene Ontology annotation, molecular function: carbohydrate:proton symporter activity. Bases 1 to 1593 code for a protein of 530 amino acids. Gene Ontology annotation, cellular component: membrane. Lineage: Eukaryota; Fungi; Ascomycota; Dothideomycetes; Mycosphaerellales; Teratosphaeriaceae. The transcript has 4 exons. The record is from RefSeq and is a predicted model, not a curated record. Gene Ontology annotation, biological process: transmembrane transport; carbohydrate transport.
AUGGACGUCAAGGAGACCAAGCCGACAGCGACGCAAAUUGAAGAGGUUCAGUCACCCACUGAGCUGGAUAUUGCAGUUGCGAAGGGCGACUAUGAGGUUAAAGCCGUCCAAGACUCACGCUUCGCCGCGGCGAUUGCACAAGACAAGCCGAGUCCGUGGUCCAAAGGGUUGUUGAUGCUCUAUCCAAUCCUGUUCGUCGCUUUCAUGAACAGCGCCGCGAACGGCUUCGACGGUAACACCUUCGGCGGCGUCUCUGCCUUGCCGGACUUCGAGCGGCGGUUCGGUACGAACGUCGCGUCGAGCCAAGGCUUUCUGGCGGCGCUUUAUAUUCUUGGAAACGUCCUCGGCUCCUUCGUUGCAGGCCCAUUAGCGGAUAACCUCGGACGCCGCAAGGGCAUGGCUAUUGCCAACCUUGUGGUCGUGAUCGGGACAGUCAUACAGGCUGCAGCCUUCAAGCGUCGCGACAUGAUCGUUGGUCGUAUUCUGCUCGGUGUCGGAUCGGUCAUGCUCGGUCCCAGUGCGCAGUCCUACACUGUAGAGAUCUCGCAUCCUGCGUAUCGCGGAGUCAUGAUGGGUCUGUACAAUGGCUGCUAUUUCAUUGGCGCAAUUGUCAGCACUUGGCUCGAGUACGGUCUCGUGGACAACUCCAAGGGCGAGCUGAACUGGCGCUUUCCGAUGGCUACACAGGCCCUCCCUUGCGUGAUUGUGCUGGCUUUCGUUUGGUUCCUGCCAGAGUCACCACGCUGGCUGAUGAGUCGUGGGCGCGAAGAGGAGGCGCAGAGGAUCUUAGCGAAGUAUCACGGUGAAGGCGAUCCCGAGCACUUCAUUGUCCGCAUCCAGAUGGAUGAGAUGAGGGAAGCGAUACAGACAUCUGGUAGUGACAAGCGCUGGUAUGACUACCGCGAGCUAUUCAACACUCGUGCAGCCCGCUACCGCAUGUUCUUGGUCCUCUGUAUUGGCUUCUUCGGCCAGAUUGACCUUCCGCCAACGUCUUACUACAUGCCACUCAUGGCGAAGACAGCAGGCAUCACGUCGACCAAACAGCAGCUGCUCAUGAACGCCCUCCAAAGCCCUGUCAUGACCCUUGGCGUCCUGUUGGGAGUCCGAUUCAUCGACAAGGCAGGCCGCCGGCCCAUGCUGAUGGGCUCAAGCUCCGUCUGCAGUUUCUGCGUUCUAAUGAUAAUUAUUUGCACCGCACUGCAGCACCAGAACCCGCAUCUUGGCAUGACUGGCAUUGCGUUCGUCUAUGUCUUCUUAUUUGCAUUCGCGUUCGUCUGGACUCCGUGCCAGGCGCUCUACCCAGCUGAGGUCUUGGCGUAUAAUGCGCGCGGUAAGGGGCUGGCAAUGUCCGGUCUGUGGCUCAACAUUGUGGCCUUCGUUAACACAUACGCUGCGCCGGUCGGCAUAACGAACUCCGGAUGGAAGUUCUAUUUCUUGUACUUCGUGGUGGACUUCAUGGGCAUUGUCGUCAUCUACUUCUUCUUCGUCGAGACAAAGGGCCGAUCGCUUGAAGAGAUUGAUGACAUCUUCGCAAGCGAAAACGCCGUCAAAGCAUCUCUGCGGAAGCAGGAGGUCGUAGUAAUCAAGGAAUGA